Molecule: messenger RNA, 1767 nt
Organism: Hansenula ciferrii
Lineage: Eukaryota; Fungi; Ascomycota; Saccharomycetes; Phaffomycetales; Wickerhamomycetaceae
Gene: STI1
Product: Hsp90 cochaperone STI1
Exons: 1
Coding region: 1-1767 (588 amino acids)
Molecular function (GO): Hsp90 protein binding
Source: RefSeq, a predicted model, not a curated record
AUGUCUGCUGAUGAAUUAAAAGCUCAAGGUAACGCUGCUUUUGCCGCUAAAGAUUAUGAAAAGGCAAUUGAAUUUUUUUCAAAAGCAAUUGAAAUUGCUCCAACUAAUCAUGUCCUAUAUUCAAAUCGUUCAGCUUCUUUUGCCUCUUUAAAACAAUUUGAUAAAGCUUUACAAGAUGCUCAAAAAACAAUUGAAAUCAAUCCAACUUGGGCUAAAGGUUAUAGUAGAGUUGCUGCUGCUUAUCAUGGCUCAAAUCAAUUGGAUGAUGCUGAAAAAUCUUAUCAAAAAGCUUUAGAAUUAGAUUCUUCAAAUAAACAAGCUCAAGAUGGGUUAAAAUCUGUACAGGCUGCAAAAUCAUAUGCUAAUGCAGGUCCAGGUCCAGAUUUAGGCUUAGGUAAAUUAUUUAAUGAUCCAAAUUUAAUUGAAAAUUUGAAAAAAAAUCCAAAAACUUCAGAAUUAAUGAAAGAUCCAAGUUUAGUUGAUAAAGUUAUUAGAAUGAAAAAUAAUCCUCAAUCUGGUGCUCAAGAUAUGCUUUCUGAUCCAAGAUUAAUGACUAUAAUGGCUACAUUAUUAGGUGUUGAUUUAAAUGAUGAUUCUCCAGUUGGUGCUCAAGCUAAUGCUGCAUCAACCCCAACUCCAUCUUCUUCAUCAUCAUCAAAAGAAUCAGAACAAACUUCAGUUCCUGAACCUAAAAAACAAAAACAAGAAGAACCAAAGAAAGAUAAAGAUGGUGAUAUUAAAAUUGAAGAAGCUACUGAUUCAACAACUUCACAAAAACAAAAAGCUGAUGAAUCAAAAGCUGAAGGUAAUAAAUUAUAUAAACAAAGAAAAUUUGAUGAAGCAAUUGCUAAAUAUAAUGAAGCUUUUGAAAUUAAUCCAGAUGUUACUUAUUUAAAUAAUAGAGCUGCUGCUGAAUUUGAAAAAGGUGAUUAUGAAUCAACAAUUAAAACAUGUGAAGAAGCUAUUACAAAAGGUAGAGAACAAAGAGUUGAUUAUAAAAUUAUUGCUAAAUCAUUUGCAAGAAUAGGUACAACUUAUUUAAAAAAACAAGAUUAUCAACAAGCUAUUAAUUUUUUUGAAAAAUCUUUAACUGAACAUCGUACUCCUGAUGUCUUAAGUAAAUUAAGAUCAACUCAAAAAUUAAUUAAAGACGCUGAAAUUAAAGCUUAUAUUAAUCCUGAAAAAGCUGAAGAAGCAAGAUUACAAGGUAAAGAAUAUUUCACCAAAGGUGAUUGGCCAAAUGCUGUUAAAGCUUAUAGUGAAAUGAUUAAACGUGCACCAGAAGAUGCAAGAGGUUUUUCAAAUAGAGCUGCUGCUUUAGCUAAAUUAAUGUCAUUCCCUGAAGCUGUUAAAGAUGCUUCAAAAGCCGUGGAAUUAGAUCCAACUUUCAUUAGAGCUUAUAUUCGUAAAGCAAGUGCAGAAAUUGCAUUAAAAGAUUUUGCUAAAGCAAUUGAAACUUUAGAUUUAGCAAGAACAAAAGAUUUAGAAGUUACUAAAGGUAGCAAUGCUAAGGAAAUUGAUCAAUUAUAUUCUAAAGCUUAUCAACAGAGAUUUCAAGGUUCUUCAGCAAAUGAAACUCCUGAACAAACAUUUGAAAGAGCUUCAAAAGAUCCAGAAGUUGCUGCAAUUUUACAAGAUCCUGUUAUGAAUUCAAUUUUAAGUCAAGCAAGAGAUAAUCCUCAAGCUUUACAAGAACAUAUGAAAAAUCCUGAAGUUGCAAGAAAAGUUCAAAUUUUAAUUGCUGCUGGUAUUAUUCGUACAAGAUAA